AGCAAUUAUUUUUCAGUUUAAGGAAUAUCAUGGCGCAGAUCGGGUCAAAUUUUUCAUAGCUUUUUAGUUUAACUCUUUUCAAAAGAGUCUUUUGGCUUUAAAAUUAUCCGUUGCCUUUUAGCAGCAAAAUUAAAGGAAGUAUGUUAAAACGAGCCUCAUUGGCUUUGUGCCACUACCCGGAUGCUUGUUUCCGGGCCUGCAAUUGCUGCAGGUGCAUCCGGAUGUAUAACGCAGUUACACUCGACGAGGACCUGAAAGCUGUUCAAAAAUCGAACCAGGACUAUUGGAGAGCGCCGCUAAGACUGCGAAAUGAGAUUUCCCAGGAAGGCACCAGUGAUAUUCAUUGCCCACGACCCGAUCAGCCGUUGCGAUGUGCAUUCCUGGGGGAUCUGGAGCAGCUGCUGAAGCAAAGAAUGCUCAAUGCCAAGUUCUCCGACCUUGAAAUGUCCUUGAAACGGGAAGUUAAUCCCGAAACAGCCAGCUCCGCCGAUGGAUGCGAAAAUGGAUGCGGAGGAGGCAAGAGUGUGGGUAAAAAAAAAGGGAAAAAGUGUGGCAAGGGUGGUGGAAAAAAGGGUGAUGAUGGGGAAGACGACACGGAGCAGCUCAAAAAGCGGUGCAAACAGUUCAAAUCCGAAAAAAAGCUCAAAAAGUGCAGAGAAAAGGCCGCAAUGAAAAAGUGCAAGAAAGCGAACAAGGCGAAAAAAUGUCAGAAAAAGGCGGAAAUGGAGCAGUGCCUGAAGUGCAUCAGAAAAGAAAGAGGAGAAAGUGAGGACGAAGCGAACGAAGAGGAGAAAACGGAGGACAAAGAGGAAGGGGAAGAAGAGGAAGGCGGUGAGAAAAGCAAGAAAUGCCCCGACGAGGAGGCAGAGCUGGAAAAGCUAAACAAACAAAUCCAGAAAUUGGCCGAUCAACUCAACUGUGAAAAGUUGGCCAAAAUAGAGGCCAUUAAGAAAGCCUGUCGCGAGGAGAAAGAAAGGCAGGAAUGCGCCCGAAGAGCGGAAGAGGCCAGGAAGAGAGCGGAAGAAGAAAGAAGGCGGGCAGAAGAGGAGGCAAGACGACGUGCCGAGGAGGAGGCCAAAAAAGGGCCGGAAGAGGAUCUGUGCGAAAUAAAGAGACAGUGUGCCAAGAUGGCCAAGGAGCAGCGGCUGAAGGCGAAGGCCGCUCAGAAAAGACUCAAGGCCCUUGCCGAAAAGGCCAAGUUCAAGAAAAUGAAAGAGCAGUGCAAGAAAGUCGCCGCAAUUCAAAAGUGCCGCAAACAGGCCAAAAAGGAUAAGGCCGCCAAAGCUAAGGCAGAAUGCGAAAAGGCGGCAAGAGAAGAGGCCGCCAGGCUCAAAGCCUGCCGAGAAGCUCAGGAGGCGAAGAGAAAAGCUGAAAACGAUCUGAACGCAAAGAAAAAAAUGUGCGAAAAAGUCAAUAAACAGAAACAACCAAAGAAAGUUGACGUAUGCGCAAAAUACAAAUUCGAUGAAGAAGUCGAAGAAUGCCUCAUAGAAUGCCCCGGCGAAGCUGUGAAAGUGGCAAAAACCGCAGUUAAGGAGGAACUCAAAAAGGAGGUCAAAAAGGAAGUCUCUGCUACUCCUCCUCCCCCACCUCCACCCAAAGCUGCAGCCCCACCCCCUCCACCACCCAAAGCUGCAGUAACACCUCCUCCCCCACCUCCACCACCCAAGGAUCCCAACCGACUCUUCCAGAUAUGCAAGAAGCUAGCCGAAAGCAAGAUAAGACAAAAGAAAAAGAAAAUCAAGGCGCUACAGGCCAAAUGCAAAAAAAUUGUUCUAAAGGAACAGUGCAAGUGCGAAAAGAAAGCCAGGAAGGCCAAAGAACUGGAGAAGUACUGCAAGAAAAAGAAGAAGUAGACGUUGUACAAGUACCUUGGUUCUAAAUUCUCAGACCUCCCAUCAAAAUUUAGUCCCGCAAAGUUAACAACUUUGGCUGUGCCCUCGUAAUAAUUCUUCUUUAAUUUUUGUGUUUUAUUACGAUUAUAGUCGUACAUCAAUUUCAGGCACUAUUGCUGGCUUAUAAAAUGAGAAAAAUAAUUUUGAGCAGCGUAA
Molecule: messenger RNA, 2051 nt
Organism: Drosophila takahashii
Lineage: Eukaryota; Metazoa; Arthropoda; Insecta; Diptera; Drosophilidae
Gene: Mst84B
Product: Male-specific transcript 84B
Source: RefSeq, a predicted model, not a curated record